This is a messenger RNA of Cynoglossus semilaevis (tongue sole), 4791 nucleotides long. Its product is annotated as putative RNA-binding protein 15. The coding region runs from base 424 to 2961 and encodes 845 amino acids. NCBI's taxonomy places the organism in Eukaryota, Metazoa, Chordata, Actinopteri, Pleuronectiformes, Cynoglossidae. The record is from RefSeq and is a predicted model, not a curated record. Gene Ontology annotation, molecular function: RNA binding. The transcript has 2 exons.
GAUUAAAUGCAGUGACUUUUAUCGUGUUUUCCUACUUCUUUACCUCGUCUCUUUCACUGUGGUGACGUUUUUACUAUUACUAAGUGUGUUUUAUUAUCACGACGGAUUUUUGUUGUUGUCGAAAAUCGACUUUACUGAGCAGGGCUGUAGUUCAUAACGCCGCCGCACCCCUGUUGAUUACAGCCAUACGUUCUGACGCAACAUAAUGAUCGACACGCCUCGCAGCCAAUCAGCUUUGACUACACACCCCGACGCAACUUCCUGUACAGAAAUGCCAGUAAGCCAACAUGGCGUCCAUGAUAGUUGCUUGACAGCGUUGUUAACGCAGGGAACAGAUCCGAUAGUUUAGCGCGACUUCAGUUACAGUUAGGUUAUUUUAGGUAGAAAGCCGCACAGUGAACCACACGUGUUUGGGGGCUUGAAAUGAAGGGCAAAGAGCGGUCGCCGGUAAAGAAACGACCCAGAGCGCAGGAUGAGGGCAGUAGUAGAGACCGAGGAGGGAGCUACCUGAGCAGCAAGAAACUUGCACUGUCGAUGGUCGGCAGCAACGGGUCUGGUCAGAGCGGAGCGCCCUCCAGGAAGGGUUUAACCACCGAGAAAAGGGAUAUGGACACACAUAUAGCUCUUAGCCGGCCAGGCAGCGGUUACGACCACAGAGUUAUGUCGACGAACAAGCCGCACGCUGGCGCCGACGUUGGUGCGGAAGCGUCCAGGUCCUCUCUACGCAGCGAACCGCGGCCUUCAGCCAACUCAGAAAGUGAGUAUAAUACCCUAAAGAUUAGCGAACUGGGCACCGAGCUGAACGAUGAGGAAAUAGAGGACGGACUUUUCCACGAGUUCAAGAGGUUUGGGGACGUGAGCAUUAAACUAAGUCGAGAAAACGACGAAAGAGUGGCGUUAGUGAACUUCAGGAGGUCCGAAGACGCCCGGGCGGCGAAACACGCCCGCGGCAAACUGGUGCUUUAUGACCGCCCGUUGAAAAUAGAUAUUGUGCACAGGAACAGACGUGGCCGUUCUCCAAUUUUAGACUUUUCCGCAGGACACCGGUAUCUUCACCCGCAGAGGGCUGUGUCCCCGACUAGCAUGGGCUACAGAGACUACCGGCUCCAACAGCUUGCUAUGGGUCGACAUCCUGCUGCUGCUGCUGCUGCUGCUCCUCCUCCUCCUCCCAUUCCUCCACCACAUCACAUCACAAGAAACCUGGAACGAGAGAGAGACUUCCCCGUGUAUGAAGCCAGAAACCGACCAUCAUUCAUUCCUGAAUGUGCAGCUUUCCGUGAUGAGGACCCCGAAGAGGAACAGAGGGCGAACAGAACUUUGUUUCUUGGCAACUUGGACAUCAGUGUUAAAGAGGAGGACCUAAGGAGAGCGUUUGACAGGUUUGGGGUCAUAACAGAGGUGGACAUAAAGCGAGCAACACGAGGCCAGAACAGCACAUAUGGAUUCAUCAAGUUUGAGAAUCUUGACAUGGCUCAUCGUGCCAAAGUAGCAAUGUCAGGAAAGUUAGUGGGCCACAACCCGGUUAAAAUUGGAUAUGGAAAACCAACGCCCACCACUAGGCUCUGGGUGGGAGGACUUGGACCUUGGGUUCCGCUCGCUGCUCUGGCUAAAGAGUUUGACCGUUUUGGCACCAUCAGAACUAUUGACUACAGAAAAGGUGAAGCAUGGGCUUAUAUUCAGUAUGAAAGUUUGGAUGCUGCCCAGGCUGCAUGUAACCACAUGAGAGGCUUCCAUCUUGGUGGUCCAGACAGGAGGCUCAGGGUGGACUUUGCAGACACAGAGCACCGCUACCAGCAGCAACAGUUCAUGCAGCUCCCUCUGCCUCUGCCUCUGCCGCACUAUGACUUAGUUUCUGAGCCCUUUGCCCACGGUCUCACUGACUCUGUGCGAGUAAGAGAGCGGUCACCGCCACGCUUCAGGGACAGAGACAUGUACCAAGCGGCUGGAUGGACCGGUCUCGGUGCCCAUGACAGGACACAUGGAGCAGGCUUCGAUCCUGUGGACCGUCUGGAGAGGCGUUCGCGUGAAGCUUGGACACAGGACCACGAGAGAGAGUUGCAAAACAGAGAUAUCGGCCACAAAAGAAGACAAAUGGAAAAUGGUUGGUGGCCUGAUCGCACAGCCGACAAUAAUGUUCCACGUCGUCAUGGCAACUCUCUAGAGAGGAGCCCGGGAGGCAGUAGCGGAGAUGGGGACAAAUACAGAGACCCUGAGCGUCUACCUCGCUCUGGAAGACCUUCACCUAACAAAGAACAGCUUAAUAUUCAGGACACUGGCUUUAGAGAUAAGCGGAGAAGAGCACAAAUCCCAGGGGAACCGGGCUCAUCUGACUGGGACCAUAAACACAAAGCAGGCGACUCUAAAAGCCCAGCAAAGAAGGAGAACCAGUCCGAGCACGCUUCUAAAAUAUCCUCCUCAAAGUCAAACCAGCAGCCAAAGGAACCAGAGGGAGGACAGAAGCUGAGUCAGGUUUGGCAAGGUGUCCUUCAGCUGAAAAACACCAGUUUUCCCACAUCACUCCACCUCCUGCAGGGGGACAAGACGGUGGCCACCAGUCUGCUAGUGAACAGCCCCUCCGGUGAUCCGGUGGGCCAGCUGAAGAUCAGCCAGCGCCUGCGUUUAGACCCACCCAAGCUGGACGAAGUCUCCCGUCGCCUCAAGGCCAACGCCUCCGGUGGAUACUCCAUCCUUCUGGCUGUGCCUGAAAACAAAGAUGUGGCUCCCAAUCCCAGUAGCUCCACGGAGAAAUCUCUGAAGUACCUGGUGUCGUACCUGGCGCAGAAGGAGGCGGCUGGUAUAAUCAGCCUUCCUGUGGGGGGAGGCGACAAGGACAACGGAGGAGUCCUUCACGCUUUCCCCCCGUGUGAGUUCACAAAGCAGUUUUUGGAUGCCUCUGCUACAGAGUUCCUCAAAGCAGAGGACGACUACUUGGUGAUGGUCAUAAUCAAAGGAGCAUCGUAAUAAAAAAAAUGUUCAUAAAUAUGUCUAUUUACACCAAUAUACUGUUAAACUUUGAGCUGUUAAAAAAAAAUAAUAGGGAACACGUCCUGCAUUGUAGCCCUUGUCUCAUGUUAAAAAAAUGAAAGUCACUUUGUCAAGUUUGUUAACGAGUGCAUUAUUUAUAAGUAAUGUGCUGAAAUAGCAGUUUAAAAUCCCGACUGAGUGAUAGGGCCAAAAAACCUCAUGCUGAUAAAAAUGUCAUUUAAGAACCAAGUUAGAAAUAUGUCAAAUGUUGCUUAUGGGUUGUUCAAUCCAUGUUGACAAGACUAGCAAUAAAUGUUGUUUCUUAUUUUUAUUUGCUUUAAAUUUUCAACUUAAAUUUUCAGUUCAUUAAUUUUGUAUUAUUCAUUGGUGUGCAGCAUUCUCUCAUCAUUCCUAUGGCCUGUUUUUUUUUUUUUUUACCAUAGGAACCCAGACUGAUGUGGUCAAGAACUUAGUAUUAAAGUUAACAUGUUCAACAGCAACACCUUGAGGUUAUUUCUAUACAUUGCAGUUUUCAUUUAUUCAUUGUUUCCAAUUGUUUGUGGUAUUGACAAAAAACAACAGUGAUUUAUAAUAUGCAGUUAAAGUCAUAUUUUUUUCCAUAUUUUUUCGCAAAACUUGUUUGAUUUUUUUUUAUUUUAACGUUAUUGGGAUCAUUGAACCGAGUUAUACUGAAGUUAAUCCUCAAUUUCAAAUGAUCAGUAAUCGUUCUCACUGUUCUAGACUUGGUUCUUUCAGCAUCUACAGUUUUUGCUUUGAUAAAGAAAAGAAACAAUUAUUCAGAUAAAUUGGAAACAAUAUUUUUCCUCUUGUUUAACACAUUAUUUAUACAGAAAAUGUGCAGAUUGUUUUUUUGUUAUGAUUUUAGUUCACAACAAAUACCUUUAAAAAGUAAAAUAACACACUUCAGUCCAGUAGCUGUGUGUUUUGGGCAAAGAUAAGAAGUUAACGAAACGCCAACAGACUUUUUUUUUUCACAUCUCAAUGUUAUCAUAAUAUUACAGGUGCAAUGCAACAUGAGCCAGACUUUAACGUUACUGUUUUUCACAUCUUAAAACACAUCAGUUUUACUGUUUUUGUUGUGGUCACGUCCUGAUGUAACCACGCUAAAGGAAAACAAAAACAUAAAAGUGAGUGACUGAGCUGUUGUUAAUUGUAAUUACUGGAUGAGACAAAGUUACAUCUCAGAGAAGGUUCAUGUUGCAUUGUAUGUGUGUUGAAGUUUUGAACACGUGUUGAAUGUGAAACGUUUUUGCAACAAAUGUUUUGUUUUUAAUUACUUUACUAGCAUAAUUAACUGUUGAAAUCACAAGCUUUGCUUAAACGUGUUCAUGCCGGGCUCUUAUUUUGAAGUUCUAUAAAUACCAGAUUCCAGUUUUUUGUUCUCCUUUAUUUGUUUGAAAUGUGUUCGAACAUCUCUUGAUUGAUUUUCUUUACUUGAGUUCUCACAAAAGUCUUAGACAUGAGAACUACACCACACGGUGUUUAAUGUCAACCACAAAGUUCUGCCCUGUGGCUCAGUGGACCCGUGUUACGCACCUCUUUGAACGCACCAGAGGACAGACGGCGGCGGCGGCGGCCUUCCUCUGACGGCCUGCCAUUGAUUUAUUUUUUUCAUGCUUUGAUUACGAGUGCUGUGUUUCAAACUGGAGAAAGUGAAGAGAUUUGUUCUGUAAACUCAGGAUUUCAGGAGAGAGAAACGGAGAACGCCUUCGGCCUAACAGAAGUUUACCUAACUGUCAGAAAAACAAACCCAACGUGCAGCACGCACUAGCUUUUGUGUCAAUAAAUUUACUCAUUCGUGGGAAA